GUUGUUUCACUUCCUUGACCUUCUGUGGCAGGAAAAAGUUCCGACCGGAGGAAAUGGCUUCGAGAGGACUUGAGAUUGUUCUAAUCCUAGUCCUGAUGGGAAUGCUCUGGGCUGGGGCCAACGCCCAAAGCUGCACCUCGACACUCACCAGCCUAGCCCCAUGCCUAAACUACAUUACAGGAAAUUCAUCCACCCCAUCAUCGUCGUGCUGCUCACAGCUAAAGAACGUCCUUCAAUCAUCACCACAAUGCCUUUGCUCUGCACUUAAUAGCGGCGCUUCAUUGGGAAUUACCAUAAACAAGACUCUCGCCAUGCAACUACCUGGUGCUUGUCAGAUGCAAACUCCAUCAAUUAGCCAAUGUAAUGGUGGAACAUCAGGAACACCCUCAACUCCUGCCGCAGCGUCUCCAACUCCUGAAGGUGCCAUUAAACCACCAGCAUCAGACAUUCCUUCAGGAACAGGAUCUAAAUCUAUCCCAUCGAUUGACGGGGGAUCAUCGGAUGCAAGCAUAGCAAAAGCCUCCCUUCAUUCUGUUCUCUUCCUUCUCUUCAUUGCAACCCUCACCAAAUUCUGAGUUAGCAAGGGUCCUCCGUAGGGAAUUGUUGCCUGUUAUGGUGGUGAUGAUGAUUCUUUUUAUCCCUUGUUUCCUGAUAUGAUUCUUGUUUCCCAUAAUAGGAAUGUUGUUGUACUACUUUGUUUGAGUUGUUUAAUGAUAAAUUAUUGUGGGAUGAGGGACUC
Durio zibethinus is the source of this 739-nucleotide messenger RNA. RefSeq names its product non-specific lipid transfer protein GPI-anchored 15-like. Gene Ontology annotation, molecular function: lipid binding. Lineage: Eukaryota; Viridiplantae; Streptophyta; Magnoliopsida; Malvales; Malvaceae. Gene Ontology annotation, biological process: lipid transport. The record is from RefSeq and is a predicted model, not a curated record.